AUGUUUUUUUUUUUUACCUAUAUUUCAUUAUUAUCGGGACCCCGUACACAUGUUUUCAUUAUUGGAAAACGAACCAAAGCCAGCAUGAAGAAGCAAAAUGGCUAUUUUUGUUCUUUCUUUCCUUCCUUCCUUUCCUUCUUUCCUUAUUCCUUCCAUUUUUCUUUUUUCUUCCUUCUUUCCUUCCUUGAUAUUCCUUUUCUUCCUUCCUUUCUUUUUCUUUCUUCAUAUAUUUUCCUUCCUUCCUUCUUUCCUUUCUUCCUUCCUUCCUUCAUUUCUUUCUUUCUUUUCUUUCUUUCUUUCUUUCUUUCUUCCUUCCUUCCUUUUUUUGGAUUUCAAUUAUAUUUAUCUCGUGGUCUUUACUUCUUUCUGCGUUCAUAUAUAUUUAUCUCUUUGUCUAUCCUUCUUUCUCACUUCAUACACAUUUAUCUCUUUGUCUUUCCUUCUUCCUCCGUUCAUAUACAUUUAUCUCUUUGUCUUUCUUUCUCAGUUUCAAUAUAUUUAUCUCUUUGUCUUUCCUUCUUUCUCAGUUCAUAUAUAUUUGUUUUCAGGUCGGUAAAUAACCUGAUUUCCCCAUUCGGUCGCCAUGUUAAAUUUGAUAUCUUUCCCGCCACUUUUCUAUUUUCUUUUUUUGUAUUCAUCAUUCGUUUUUCUGUUUCUUUCCUCAUACGUUUUUUUUUUAUUUGCUUUGUCUUUUUUUUUGUUCAUUUUUUUCUUACUCACUUUCGUCAUUCGUUGACAUGUUUUGAAUUUCGUUCUUUCUUUUUGUUUCUUGCUUUUCUUCGUUCAUCUCUCUUGUGGAUGAGCAGCAGAAUUAUUUUCCUUAUUUUAUUCGUUUUUAUCUCUUUUUGUUUCAUUAACCUUUUUCUUUCCGUCACGUUUUUUUCUUUUUUCGAUUCGUUCAUUCCUUCUUUUUUUUUUCCAUUUUACUUUAAUAUUUUCUAUUUUUGUUUUUCUUGUGUUUUUGUCUUUUUCUUUUUUUCUUCCAUUUUCUUUCAAUCGUUACUUUGUUUGGUAUCUUUCUUUCUUUUUUCAUUCAUUUCAUUAGUGUGUCCAUCAUUUUCUUUUCUUUCUUUUUCCCUCUUUCUUCUCAUUAAUUUAUCUCUCGUUAUUUUAAGAAAUGUUUCUCUUCUUCAGUCUCUUUUCUUUUCAUUCACUUCUGCAUUACUUCAUUAUUCUAAAGGCUUUCAUACUCAUUCUUUUUUUUUCUUCUGCAUCGUUUUUCUUUCCCGCAUCCAUUUUUCUUCUUGUACAAAUUUUCUCUUUCCCUGUAUUUCCUCCUUUUAUAACAACUCUUUUUCAUCAUACACGACAUCAAACUCUUUGCCUCACUCCACACUAUAUACGCAGGCGGGAUAUUCUUUUAGUUUUCUUUCUUUUUUUUUUUUCACCAAUCCAAAGUAA
Acanthosepion pharaonis is the source of this 1401-nucleotide messenger RNA. Lineage: Eukaryota; Metazoa; Mollusca; Cephalopoda; Sepiida; Sepiidae. The record is from the annotation of a GenBank genome assembly.